Messenger RNA from Linum tenue, 1321 nucleotides. The record is from the annotation of a GenBank genome assembly. NCBI's taxonomy places the organism in Eukaryota, Viridiplantae, Streptophyta, Magnoliopsida, Malpighiales, Linaceae.
AUGAACGGCUUUUAUUUUUCUUAUUUAUUUAUUUCUCACCUAUCCUUCUUUUCACUCUCUCCGUCCUCUCUUCUAUCUUUCUAUCUCUCUGUCCCUCUGUUUUCCCUCUUUACCAUUGCCUACUUAAACCAUUUUGUCCCUGCUUCAAAAAGCUCUGAGCUUUCUGAAACAAUGGAGUUCGAUCUCGAAAACCCAUUAACGAGCAUUUCAAGCUCCAAGGAUUCCGAUUCCACAACGACCCCACUUCUCCUCUUUUCUUCAGAGUCCGAUCACAUGCCGUCACCAGACUUCCUCAAAACCUCUGUUUCUUACGCCUUAUUUCGUCGGGAAGCCAUCAGAAUCGUUUCCCAGGCUGAUUAUUCCGACCCUUUUUUGCCCUACCUCGCCGUUAAUUACAUGGAUCGUUUCGCCUCCCGGCUCGAAAACAUGGAAAACAAGCCAUGGGUUGUACGACUCGUUGUCAUAUCCUGCCUCUCGUUAGCUUCCAAGAUGAGGAAUUCGGAUUUCUCAGCCUCUGAUUUUCAGAUUUGGGUUGGGGGAAAAAAACAGAGAGAAGGGUGUUUUGGUUUCGACGAGAAGACGAUUAACAGGAUGGAGGUGAUGAUUCUCCACGCUCUUCAAUGGCGGAUGAGAUCGAUAACCCCCUUCUCUUUCCUUGAGUACUUCUCGUUAUCCUUCGAUACGACGGCGUCGGAGCAAGCACUGAAACAACGAGCUCUGAAAGCCCGUGCCCAAGAUAUCAUCUUCAAAACCCAAAACGAGAUGAAGCUGCUGGAGUUCAGGCCGUCGGCGGUGGCGGCGUCUGCGCUUCUUGCAGCGUGUCAGGAAUUGUUCCCUCUCCAAUUCCAUUCCUUCGAGCGCUCCAUUUCCUCUUGUGAUUGUGUAAACACGGACAAUUUAUCGAGGUGCUUGAAUCAUGUGCAAGAAACAAUUAUGUGUGGUUGUUUGACCGAAGAUUAUACGAAGUCUAGUAUUAGAAGAACUCCGUUGAGUGUUCUCAAUUGGGAAUCUACCGGUGGCAAAUCGGAGAGCGAGAGCAAUAGUCUCAGCGGCACCACCAUCGCCUCAGAUGACGUGAUUGGAGUCGCGAGGCCAAUAAAGCGGCAGAAAACUGAUGUUAACAAUAUGUUUUUAUGAAAGAUAUGUUUUUGUUUUUAUGACUUUUGUGUCAAUGUCAACAAAAUUCAGAGAGAUAUUGACGUUUUUCAUUUUCUAGUCCAUCCGUUCCUUGUCAUAGAAUCUAGGUUUAACUGUUAAGUUUGUUAAUUUCGUGAAACCAUCAAUCAUUUUUAGAGAUUAAUCUAGUAAUAUGAAGUUGACU